UUUUGUUUUCGCCUGUGUUUCUAUCGUCAUCCCCACUUUUUCCUCUUUUUUCCAUGCUUCAAAUCUCUGCAGUACUGCCAGUGAGCAACGAAACCUCUCUUUGAAUCCAAGUCUCUCUCUCUCUCUCCCCCUUCCACAUCUGGGUGUGCGUGUGCGUGUGUGUGUAUGCUCCCUUUUUAACUUGGCGUCCGUCUUCUGCAUUGUCAGCGCACAUUCUUGGUUGCUUGGUUUGGUGGGUAGUUACCAAAUCUUGGAUUCGGGCUCUCUGGUCUUCGCUCCUGUGUGCCAAAGCUCUUCUUCUCUGUUCUUGCGAGCGCUUCUUUCUUCUUCUCUGUUUCAAGAUAUUCCAUUUCCGGUAGUAGAUUGCAGCUUUUAGGACCUAGAACGCACCCGUAAAAUCUUCAUUUGGGUUUCUUGAGCGAAAGUGAGUUGUUUAGUGUAGAGAUUUUCGAAGAAAUGAGAGCAUUCGGUUCAGUUCAGCCUCUGCUUGUUGUUUUUGGAGUUCUGUUGGUGACUUGUGACUCUUUUGCGCCUUACGAAGGUUGGGCACUAAUUACUUUCAAGGAGGCCAUCUAUGAGGACCCCGAUAUGGUUUUGUCCAACUGGAAUGCCCUAGAUGCAGAUCCUUGCGACUGGUCCGGCGUAUCUUGUUCGGCCGCUCGGGACCAUGUACUCAAAAUAAACAUUUCGAAUUCAGGUUUGAAGGGGUUUCUUACGCCAGACCUCGGUCACCUCACCUACUUGCAGGAAUUAAUUUUGCACAAUAACAACCUGAUAGGGACCAUUCCAAAAGAAGUCGGAAUGUUGAAGAACCUCAAAGUCUUGGAUUUGGGGAUGAAUCAAUUAUCGGGCCUGAUACCUCCUGAGAUAGGGAAUCUGACAAAUCUUAUUAGAAUAAAUCUAGAGUUCAAUGGCCUGACUGGCAUGAUGCCUCAAGAACUUGGAAAUUUAAAGUAUCUCGAGGAACUUCUGCUGGACAGGAAUAAGCUUCAAGGGAAUGUUCCUGCUCAAAGCAGCAUCAAUUUCACAUCCAAUGUACAGGGCAUGUAUGCCUCAAAUGCAAAUUCAAGCGGCUUAUGUCGCUUAUCCCAGUUGAAGGUGGCAGAUUUUUCAUUUAAUUUUUUGGUUGGGGACAUACCAAAAUGCCUGGAGUAUCUACCAAGUGUGAGCUUUCAAGGAAAUUGCCUUCAAAAUAAAGAUCCCAAGCAGCGUUCCAGUGCACAGUGUGGUGCUUCUCCACCCGGCAAAAGCCAUUCAGACGUCAUUCCAAAACAUCAGUCUGCCAAUGAUGAAGCCAAACAUCAGAGAACAUCGAGACCUACCUGGUUAUUGGCUCUAGAGAUUGUGACGGGAACUAUGGUGGGGUCUCUAUUUCUCAUAGCUCUUCUGACUGCUCUUCAGAGAUGCAAUAGCAAGUCGUCCAUCAUUAUACCUUGGAAGAAAUCAGCCAGUGAGAAGGACCAUAUUUCUGUAUACGUAGAUUCUGAUGCGUUGAAGGACAUAAUGAGAUUUAGCAGACAAGACCUAGAAGUAGCUUGUGAAGACUUCAGCAAUAUUAUUGGUUCAUCACCAGAUAGUUUGGUUUACAAGGGAACUAUUAAAGGUGGUCCUGAGAUUGCCGUAAUAUCACUUUGCAUCAAACAAGAGCAUUGGACAGGCUAUCUAGAACUCUACUUCCAAAGAGAGGUGGCAGAUUUAGCUAGACUAAAUCAUGACAAUACAGGAAGAUUAUUGGGCUACUGCAAGGAAAGCACGCCUUUCACACGGAUGCUUGUUUUUGAGUAUGCAUCCAAUGGGACACUUUAUGAACACCUUCAUUAUGGAGAAGGCUGCCAAUUAUCCUGGACACGGCGUAUGAAAAUAGUCUUGGGCAUUGCUCGUGGGUUGAAGUAUCUUCACGAGCUUGACCCACCCUUUACUAUAUCCGAGUUGAAUUCCAGUGCCGUAUAUCUAACAGAAGAUUUUUACCCAAAGCUCGUCGAUUUUGAGAGUUGGAAGACGAUUCUUGCAAGAUCAGAAAAGCAUUCGGGAUCCAUUGACAGUCAGGGCUCCAUUUGUGUUCUUCCCAAUUCCUUAGAAGGGCGCCAUGAGGAUGUUCAGGGAAACAUCUAUGCUUUGGGGGUACUUCUGCUGGAAAUAGUGAGCGGAAGACCUUCAUACUGCAAGGACAAAGGGAGCUUGGUAAAUUGGGCUAAGGACUAUCUUGAGCUGCCAGAAGUAAUGUCUUACGUGGUUGACCCUGAGUUGAAACAUUUCCAGUACGAGGACCUUAAAGUAGUGUGUGAGGUGGUGAGCUUAUGCCUGAAUCCUGAUCCUACCAAGCGGCCUUCGAUGCGAGAUAUAAGCUCCACGUUGGAAACCCGGAUCGACACAUCUUUUUCUGCGGAGCUGAAGUCGUCGUCUUUGGCAUGGGCCGAGCUUGCGCUUUCAUCAUAACAGAGCUGAAGUUUGAACUUUAAAGCUAACAUACUGUAAAUCAGGAACGUAUAAGUGUAAUUCUCGUCAUUGAUACCUCAUCUCAGUUUUCUUACUGGUUCGUGUAAAUGUUUGGAGUGCUAGAAGGAAAAACAAAGAGUGUUGAGCUUGACAGUGUACUCCUUGUAUACCAUUUAUUGAUGAGUACAGUUCUGAAGCGCAAUCGAUGGAUUAGGAUGCCUU
Molecule: messenger RNA, 2658 nt
Organism: Rhodamnia argentea
Lineage: Eukaryota; Viridiplantae; Streptophyta; Magnoliopsida; Myrtales; Myrtaceae
Product: probable LRR receptor-like serine/threonine-protein kinase At1g63430
Exons: 14
Coding region: 457-2436 (659 amino acids)
Biological process (GO): protein phosphorylation
Molecular function (GO): protein binding; ATP binding; protein kinase activity
Source: RefSeq, a predicted model, not a curated record